CAUUACUUAUUUCUGUGAUUUAUUUUCCCGAAAGUAAAAUUUUGUUUUGAUUGUAAAACAGAAAUAACAUAAUAAAAAUAUAUCUUGUAGUAUUUACUUUAUUUUGUAAAAUUCAUAAAUAUCAUACACAAAGUUCAAUUGAAAAGUUAAUUACCUAGUUGUUACUUUCAUUAUGUAUUCUACUACGGCCGCAUGUAGAAUCUGUCUUGCGGUGGACGUCCGCUUGUUUAUCAUCAGUGAUGCUGUUCAGAUGGUUUUUGAAAGGAUCACCAAUACUCUCCUCCACACGGCAGAUGGUAAGCCCGUGGCGGCAUGUUAUAUAUGUCAUGCUAAACUCGUCAAGUGCCACAAUUUGAUGAUAAUGUCAGCAAUGGCUGAAAAUGUACUCAAUGAGAUAUUGCAGACACAUUCCGAGAUUACUUCGGAAUUAAUAUAUGACAUCGACCGAGACGCUUACGGUCUAAGUGGAUCCCUCGGCAUGUAUAUAGAUGAAUGUUUGGACCCUGUUCCACAACACCCUAUAAAUAAUUGUGUGAGUGAUGAAAAGGAAAAUGUAAUUGAAGAAGGAGAAGAGGAGUGGCUACCAGAAGAACUAUCUGAUGUUGAAGUCAAGGACGAGUUUGAUGAAGACGAUCCUUUAAAUAUCCAUUCAGAAGUUGUUACAGAAGAACCGAUGUCAAAUAAACAAGCAGAUGGCGCUCCAGCUCGCAAAUCGGGGGCUGCGAAGCGAGAAACAGCUGACGGAAGUGCAACCAACAGGAAACAGCGCGAUUCUCGACAAAAGUCUACAACACGGUCUGCUCAGGGACCGUACGAGUGUGAUAUAUGCCAACGACAGUUCAAACGACCCUCAGACUUAAUCAGACAUCACAGAAUGCACGUCAAUCACGUGCCGUUCCAGUGUGACACGUGCGAAUUCGAGUGUAGUGAGAAAAGUGAAUUAUCAACACAUUUAAGAACUCAUACGGUUGAGAAACUCUACGAGUGUAAAGUGUGUCAUGAGAAAUUCAACAGAACGAGACAUUUGAAAGCCCAUUUGAAAACUCACAGGGGCGAGACUCACGAGUGUGGUGUUUGUCAAAAGAAGUUCGCUCAUAAAGGUAACUUGUUGGUGCAUCGUAGGAAACAUGCGUGUAGGGGUAAAAAGGGGUUUAUAUGCGAUAUAUGUUCGCGCUCGUAUACCAGAAGGGGUUCGUUGAUUUUGCACAUAAGGAGUCACACUGGUGAGAAACCUUACGCGUGCGAAUUUUGCCCGCAGCGUUUCGCUCGAAAACAUAACUUCUUAUCGCAUAGGAGGCGGCAUACAGGCGAGAAACCUUACGAAUGUAACGUGUGUUUGAAACAGUUCAAUCAGUACGCGAACAUGUUGAGACAUAAGAAAAUUCAUACGGGCGAGAAACCUUUCGAAUGCAGUCUGUGCAAACAGCAGUUUGGCCGAAUAGAAAGUUUAAAAGUUCACAUGAAGAAAACAUGUGAGAAACAAAACAGAUGUGCGAAGCGGAAUCAAUGUAAAGUGUGCCAACUUAUGUUCGACGAUGAAACUCAAUUAUUGAAUCAUUCUUACACACAUUCCGGCGAGAAUCGUUUCGAAUGUAACUUAUGUCAACGCGGAUUCCAAACGAAAUUAGGUCUUAAAGUACAUUUUAUGUCUCACACGGGCGAGAACCGUUUCGAAUGUAAUACAUGUCAGCGUGGAUUCAAAACGAAAUUAGGUCUCAAAGUACACGUUAUGUCACAUACGGGUGAGAAACCUUACGAAUGUAAUAUAUGCGAUAAGACAUUUAGCCUAAAAUCCACUUUGUUAACCCAUUUUAGAACUCACACUGGCGAGAAACCUUACAAAUGUAAUGAGUGUGACAAGAGAUUUACACAAAGAAUUCAUUUGGCGAAUCACAGCCGGGUUCAUACAGGUUACAAACCCUAUGCGUGUGAUUUUUGCGAUUAUAAGUGCUGUGAUAAGCGGCUUAUCUACAAACAUAAAAAGAAUACUCACGGUCUAAUAAAAAUUGAAAGCAUAGCGAAAACUUUAUUAUUGUUAGCCAUCGAAAUGUCUUCAACUACGGCCGCCUGUCGAGUCUGUCUAGCGGCGGACGUGCGCUUAUUAGCCAUCGCCGGCUCGCUACAGCUGGUGUACGAGAAGAUCACCAGUACUGCACUCCACACGGUUGACCGGAGACCCGUGGUAGCCUGUUACAUCUGCUACGCACAGCUCAAUAAGUGCGGAAAAUUGAUGCUUAUAUCUGCCAGAGCCGAGAGGGCAUUAAAUGACAUUCUGCACAGAAAUUCAGAGAUAUCAGUGAACACAUUGUCGGUGAUAGACAGGGGUGCCCACGGGUUGAGACCAAGUUUUGGCGUGUUCAAAAAUGAGAGUCACGACAUACCGCCGGAGUCAGAGGACUCGGAUUAUGGAGACAAUGAAUCUGAGGAUUCCCAUAACGAUGUGAAGUGCGAUUAUGAUGAAGGCGAUCCGUUGAGUCUGGUCCAAUUGUGCGACACAGAGAUGGACAUUAAGGAGGAGAAGGGGAGCGAAGCUCAAACGUCCGGUGCGGACAAACGGAAAGCGGAUGAACGCAGGAAACGCAAAUCGCGACCGCGGCCGCCGCCCGAAGGGCCACACGAAUGCCACAUAUGUCAACGACGUUUCAAACUACACAAAUAUCUUUUACGCCAUUACAAAACUCACACCGGCGAGAAGCCUUACGAGUGCAAUGUCUGCCAGCGCAGAUUCAAAGCCCACAGGGAUCUGCUGCGACAUUAUAAAACCCAUUCGGGCGAGAGACCUCACAAAUGCGACGUUUGCCAGCGGCGGUUCACGGAGAAACGUAAUCUGUCAACGCACAGUAGGAUUCACACGGGUGAAAAACCUUUCGAGUGCAAUUUAUGUCAAAGGAGGUUUAGUCGUAACGCUAAUUUGUUGAGUCACAUACGAACGCACACGGGUGAAAAACCACACGAGUGUAAAAUAUGCCAGCGCAGGUUUCAGCAGAGGGAGGUUAUGUUGAGACAUUUUAGAACACAUACCGGUGAGAAGCCGUAUCAAUGUAACAUCUGCUUGAGACGCUUCAAUCAGAGCGCUCACUUGCUUAGGCAUACUAGGACUCAUACAGGUGAAAAGCCUUACAAAUGUGAUGUAUGUCAACACAGGUUCGCUGAGAGGCGUGAUUUGUUGAAGCAUAUAAAAUCGCAUACUGUUUUAACGGCACUGUAAAUAAAUAAAUAGAUAUAUAUUAUUAUAAUAUUCGGUACAAAUUACACAGAUUGAGGUUAGUUCUAUACUUGCGUUAUGGGUUACUACGUAACUCGACAUACUUACAUAUACAUAUAGUCACGUUUAUAUCCCUUACGGGGUAGACAGAGCCAACAGCCUUGAAAAGGCUGAUAGGCCGUGUUCAGCUUUUUGGCUUCAUGAUAGAAUUUAGAUUCAAAUAGUGACAGGUUGCUAGCACAUCGCCUACAAAAAGAAUCACAAGUUUACAAGUCUAUCCCUUAGUCGCCUUUUAAGACAUCCGUGGGAAAGAAAAUGAGUGGUCCUAUUCUUUUUUUUAUUGGAAUUACACGGCACCACCUAACUCUACAAUUCGUAAAUUUUAAAAACAAUAUAACUAAAAACAAUACUUAUGUGCCGUUAAUAUUUCUUCUAAGUACCUACAUAGUAUACAUUCUUGCCCCGUGUUCGAUACCAGUGUUUUGUUCACAAUCGUAUUUAGUUUACCUUUAAGAAAAAGGAAAAUAUAACACAUUUCUUAACACGAAAAAGAACCUGUUUGGGGUUUAUUUUGUGUUAUUUAACUUUAUUUAAAGUAUUUCAGUUAACCCCUUCAGUGAGCAGAUGAUGGUGUUCCCGCCAAAAAGAUAUGAAUGUUUUGUUUUUGUUUCGUCGCCACACAAUGGACAGGCGAAGGUCAAAAACCAUGAUGCCUAGUCAGUGCGGUAUAAUCAAUUUUUUUUUUAAACUUAGAUUUUUUAAACGCCUUAGGCAUUGACACCUUUCAUAGUCAGUCUGGAAAAGUUUUUAGAUUUUUACACAAUCGUUCUAAAAAGAGAGUUAUGGUUUAAAAAUACAUGUAAGUAUGUUUUUUUGUAACGCAUUGUGUGAUACACGUUAGGUUGACAAAGACUUAGAAUAUAUUAAUAUGUUAUGUGAUGUAAACUCAUCAAUUUAAAUGAAGUUCAAAUUUUAUUUCGUUUAUUCGAAACACGAUAUGUUUUUUUAGCAAAGUUACUCGUGGUAGUUAUUUGUUUUUCUUAAGUUAUAAUAUGAUCUAUAGAUUUUAUUUUUUGUCUUGUCAAGGACUAAAAGACAAUGGGUCUUCCUGGGUCUUCUUUUCACUGGCCAGAUCUAGGUCAAUAUUUAGGUUAAUAUGAAUUGACAAUAGCUUGAAUUACAUUUGCAAGGAGUUGUAUGCAAGUGCCCAAGUAAAACGCGUGUGUAUUCCCGCCUUUAGUGUAAAAAAGCGCAAAUUUUAAUAUUAUAAUGGGUUUCGUUUUAUAUACCUGUUUAACCAUUUCUUUAUAAUAAAUUAUCGAAUUUUAUUUUCGUAAUACUCUUUAUGAGCAUAAAUAAUAAUUAUUAUUUAUUAAAGUUUAGGGUCGGUUCACAUUGAGUUGAGACGCGACGCAAUGCAACACACUUUUUAAUAAAGCAAAUAUUUUUUUUACUUUAACGACUUAAUAAGUCGAGUUGCCUUAAUGAACCUUUUCGUGAAGAAAGCUUAUAAUGGUUAUAUAUUUUGCGUUAUAUUCUCGCGACGCGUCUCGUCUCAAUGUGAACUCACCCUUAUUAUUCAUGACUGUAUUUGUACGUACCAACUUUUAUGUAAUUUAGAUAAAUAAAAUGUUUUGUUAUGCCGUUCGAAUAAAUAUUGU
Amyelois transitella is the source of this 4866-nucleotide messenger RNA. RefSeq names its product zinc finger protein 271. Bases 173 to 3208 code for a protein of 1011 amino acids. The transcript has 10 exons. Gene Ontology annotation, cellular component: nucleus. The record is from RefSeq and is a predicted model, not a curated record. Gene Ontology annotation, molecular function: zinc ion binding. NCBI's taxonomy places the organism in Eukaryota, Metazoa, Arthropoda, Insecta, Lepidoptera, Pyralidae.